Diachasma alloeum is the source of this 1777-nucleotide messenger RNA. Its product is annotated as CLIP domain-containing serine protease 2. The transcript is spliced from 3 exons. Bases 156 to 1322 code for a protein of 388 amino acids. The record is from RefSeq and is a predicted model, not a curated record. Gene Ontology annotation, molecular function: serine-type endopeptidase activity. Lineage: Eukaryota; Metazoa; Arthropoda; Insecta; Hymenoptera; Braconidae. Gene Ontology annotation, biological process: proteolysis.
GUGGGGGAUCCAGUCGACCCUGGCUCUGUCUCUUUUAUCGCCAGUCUUACUUAAUCGUCACUCGUGUCUUCAACUCAACGGAAUUGAAUUCGUAGAGACCCGAGUCAGGAUUUUCGAUUUAUUCUUGUUGUUCAUUGCUUGUUAUCCUAAUAUUGAUGGGUAAUAGAUCAAAAAUGUUUUCGAUCCUACAAGUGUUUGUUUUAAUUUUUAUCUCUGGUAUCCAAGAGUCAUUGUCACAGUGGAAUCCUGACGCUUGCAGGAAUCCCAAUGGAGUUAUAGGGUCCUGUAUCAACAUCCGUCAGUGUCCAAUACUUUUGAAUAUUCUUCAAUCUCGACCCCUGGACCCUCAGAACGUUAGAUUCUUGCAGGAGUCCAAGUGUGGAUUCGAGGGGCGGGAUCCAAAAGUCUGCUGUGUUGAUCAGCAACAAUCUCAGAGGCCGGAUCCCAGCGAGAAUAACAAUAAUAAUAAUAAUAACAAUGGAAAUAUUGCCUCACGUGCUGAUCUUUUGCCUGAAGAUUGUGGCCAUGAUCUCCAAUUGAGAAUUGUCGGAGGUGAACGAGCGGAAAUUGAUGAGUUCCCUUGGAUGGUACUCCUCGAAUAUCAAAAAUCUACCGGUAAGACAACAGCCUGUGGAGGAGUUUUGAUCAGCAAGCGUUACGUGGUAACAGCAGCCCACUGCCUCAAAGGAAAGGACCUGCCCAAAACCUGGAGACUGACCAACGUACGCCUUGGCGAAUACAAUACGGAUACCGACCCCGACUGUGUCAUGGACAGCGAUAACUCGGAGGUCUGCGCACCACCUCUGAUAACAGUUGGAGUCGAAGAGACAAUUGUUCAUGAGAAUUACCAGCCGCUGGACAGAAAUCAAUUCAACGACAUUGCCCUCUUGAGACUCUCGAGAGACGUCGAAUUUACGGAUUAUGUCAAGCCCAUCUGUCUUCCUAAGACCAACGAUCUGCCAGCGAGAUUCUGGGUUGCUGGCUGGGGAAAAACUGAAUCCAGGAGUUCUUCGGCGAUCAAACUAAAAUUGGCUAUUCCAAUUGUUGAUCUAAGCGCCUGUCAGGGCCGGUACGCAAGCGCUGGGGUGAAUCUUGGAAGUAGUCAGCUCUGCGCUGGUGGCGGGAGGGGGAAGGACUCCUGCAGGGGAGACUCUGGAGGUCCACUGAUGAGUAUGGAAACAGCUGCUGAUGGCACUGGAAAGUGGACAGCCGCAGGGGUUGUCUCUUUUGGACCAUCUCCUUGUGGAAUGGAAGGGUGGCCUGGGGUUUAUACAAGGGUUGCUUCAUUCACGGAUUGGAUUGUCAGGAACAUGAGGCUGUGAGGGAUGAAGAAAGGGAAGAGGGACUAUGAGAAUUCUUAAGACAAAAAUCUAAGGGUUGGUGGGGUUUGAAAGGAAUUCAGAGAAUAAGAAAUUCAGAGCAUAAGAAUGAUAAAUUUUCGGUGAAUAUGGUCAUUUGUGGUAAAAAAUACCUGUUAAUGGUUUUUUAUAACUCUCGAUAUUUCGGAGUUUUGACAGAAUGGAGUUACCACGUAUGAAAAAAUUCAAUAGGCUUCUCCUAUAGGACUUCCUAUAGGAUUUCCUAUAGGUUUGCCUAUAGAACAAUUCUAUGGAGAAUUGAAACACUUUCUAUAGGAUUUCGUUCCCAAGUCUGUGGGAAUUAAGAUUUCCUAUAGAUGAAAGAUCUAUAGAGGAUUCUUUGUAGGAUGACUUAUAGGAUUUUUUAUUCAGGGAGAACAUUGUUUAAAUAACCAUGGAAUAUCUAUAGGAAAGAUGAC